Ceratotherium simum simum (southern white rhinoceros) is the source of this 3133-nucleotide messenger RNA. RefSeq names its product ubiquitin conjugating enzyme E2 H (gene UBE2H). NCBI's taxonomy places the organism in Eukaryota, Metazoa, Chordata, Mammalia, Perissodactyla, Rhinocerotidae. The record is from RefSeq and is a predicted model, not a curated record.
UGACGUCACGGCGCCCAGAGCGAGGCUGGGGUAGAGAGGCCGACAGAGCAGGAGUCGUCCGCUUGUCGUGGAGGCUACUAGGGAGCCGGCGAGAGGGUGAGCGGGCGAGUAGGCGAGCGAGCUAGAGCAGGCAGGAGGGAGCGUCGCGCAGCGCAGAGGAGCGCCAGGGCCGGGCCGCGGCGGAACCCACAGCCGGAGAGGGGCAGCCCGAGCCGGGCGCCGCGGGGUCCCCACCCCCACUCGGCCGGACGGUGCCCGGUGUUCCCCCCUGCGGGGGGCGGCGGCGGCGGCUGACGGGACCCGACAGCACCGCGGGGGUGUUGCCACCUCCACCGAGGAGCCGGUGCGGCCGCGGGCUCCUCAGAGCCGGGGCCCCGGGCCCGUGACAGACGGGCCGAGGAAGGGAGAGAGGCGGCGGCGGCGGCGCAGGCGACGGGGAGGCAGCGGCGACACCAUGUCAUCCCCCAGUCCGGGCAAGAGGCGGAUGGACACGGACGUGGUCAAGCUCAUUGAGAGUAAGCAUGAGGUUACAAUCCUGGGAGGCCUCAAUGAAUUUGUAGUGAAGUUUUAUGGACCACAAGGAACACCAUAUGAAGGCGGAGUAUGGAAAGUUAGAGUGGAUCUUCCUGAUAAAUACCCUUUCAAAUCUCCAUCUAUAGGAUUCAUGAAUAAAAUUUUCCAUCCCAACAUUGAUGAAGCGUCAGGAACUGUGUGUCUAGAUGUAAUUAAUCAAACUUGGACAGCUCUCUAUGAUCUUACCAAUAUAUUUGAGUCCUUCCUGCCCCAGUUGUUGGCCUAUCCUAACCCCAUAGAUCCUCUCAAUGGUGACGCUGCAGCCAUGUACCUCCACCGACCAGAAGAAUACAAGCAGAAAAUUAAAGAGUACAUCCAGAAAUAUGCAACGGAGGAGGCGCUGAAAGAGCAGGAAGAGGGCACCGGUGAUAGCUCGUCGGAGAGUUCUAUGUCUGACUUUUCGGAAGAUGAGGCCCAGGAUAUGGAGUUGUAGUAGAAGAAGCAUCUGCUUUUCAGAAAGACUAUUAUUUCCUAACCAUGAGAAGCAGACUAUAAUAUUCAUAUUUAAACAAAGCAAUUUUUUUUAUUACUAAACAAGGUUUUUAUGAAUAAUAGCAUUGAUAUAUAUAUAUUAUAUAUCACCCUUUAGAUCUUGAUUUCUUGGUCAUUUCUCAACCUGAGGUGCAUAGCAUAUUCCCACAUUCCAUUUUGGUAGCAAUAUGCGGUCUGAAUGCAUGCAUUCAUAAGUCCAUUUGGCCAAGUCAGCCUGUAUGCUACUGAACUGUUGAAAGAAAUAGCCGCUCUGAUAGAUAGACGUGAGUAAAAAUAACAAGAAAAAGUUGCUUCUUUUAUUGAUGGUUCCAAAGAAACAAACCAAACCAACCAGUUCUUGGACAUGAAGAUAGAAUAGUGCUUUUUCUAAAUGGAAACGAAAAAAAUGGGGAGGAAAAGCCCUGCUGUGGGAGUAUUUAGAGCCAGCCCCGUCAGAAUCAGAGCUGCUCCUUCCUCUGAAUCCUAGGUGGCCCCAUUUCUGUGGAGUAACAGUAUAAAGCAGGGAGCUAAUUGGAGUAUUGAAACUUAAACCAAUUUUUUGGACUCAGAUUUUAAGUACAUUUUUAUAUGUAGAUUCCUGCCCUUCUUGCUAUGAGGCCCUGCAGCCACAAGUGUUUGCUUUAGAGAACCUUUUGAAAGUUUUCUGAACCUGAUUCUUUUUCUUGGGUAGAGCUUGUAAUCCAGACCUUUUUUGAGAGGACAGGACAGGAGAACAGUGACUGGGAAGAUGUUUCCUCUCAUCCAGCACGUGCAGAGUCACAUCCUCAUCCUGUUGUUGGCCACUUUGAGACCGCUACCCUGGACGAAGAGCUUUAAAUUUGAAGGUGGUUUUGUUUUGAGGUUUUUUUUCUUUUUUUUUCGGCGUGUGUGUGAAUUGUGCUUAGACAGGUUGCAGAUUUAAUCUUCACCUACCAAGAGAUGGCCGCCGCCUCGGACAGCCGCUCAGUGGACCGUUAGCCUCGGGAAGAAGACCCGUCUGGCGGCUGGGACUCCUGGGUACUCUCAUUCAUGUUUUGGUUUUGUUCUCCUGUCUGCUGCUGCUCUUGGCAGCAGCCUGGUCAUCAUCAUCUUGUGGGAGUGGGAAAUGGGUAUUUUAGACCCAACACAUAUUCUAAAUUUAAAAUGAGUAAUAUUUGGAACAAAUAAAGGUUCUUGUACCCAAAGUGGCUCUACAUGAGAAAAACAAACCGCUGUUUUCAGAGUGUGGCUGAAUAGGAGGAAAGGAUUCAGAAAUAUGAUGUAGUAGAACAGGUUUGGAAAGAAGAAAAUUUUCUCUCUUGUAUAAGUUAAGAGGAAAUCAGACAGUUUAAAAUGCCUGCUAAUCAAAUGUGUACUCAGCUAACCAUAUGUCCAGGUUGCCGGCAGAGUUCCUUUCAAAUCUGAGUGUUGCCUGCUGAACGUGGAGAACUUCAGACAGCAACUCUGUAUUCUGUUUUUGCCACAACCAAUAGGACAAUAGCAGAAUUAGCCAAUCCUAAAACCUUCUAAAGACAAUUUUGAAUGUCCCACUGGGAUAAUUUAAUUUUUCUUUCUGAUGUAUGUUUUUAGUUUAAAAGUGCUAUAUUUCACAAGAUUUGAGUCAGUGAGGUUGGAAGAUAUCCUAUCUUUUUUUAUUCAAAAAGCACAAUCAAUCUUUUCUUUGAAAAUCUAUAUAAAAUACAACUUGCUUUUAGCAUGAUUAUUUUCCUAAAUAAAAAGACAAAGAACUUACUUAUUUUAUGUUAAUUACGGGCAUGAAGCAAAAGGGUUUCUUUAAAAAAAAUUUAAAAGUGCUGUUAUGUAGGGCUGUGGUUAGUUAACCGUACUGAGUUAUCUAUCUAGCAUUUGUGGCUUGUUGGAAGGGUAGUGUUAACUAUUUAACAUGUACUGGUGUACUUUAACUCUUAUCUAGCACGUUGUCUUCUCAUUACUCUGGGGGAGGGAGGGGCUGUGCUGGCACUGUCUAACCUGCUUACCUGCUGAACUAGCAGUUUGCUUGUGCUAUAACUGUUGUAGGUGCGAUUUAGGGUAGGCUUAAAGUGCUGGGUGGUGAUUUGAGUUCAAACAAUAAAAAAUUGUAUUUUUUCAA